AAACGAUAUUGGAUAUUGGACUCUCAGGUGGAUUAUUUGAAAUUUGUCGUUGCGUGCUGUUAACCUCGGAAAUGGCAGAGCAUUCGAUUGAUGAGGGUGACUGGGAUGAUGAUGUUAAAAAUAAAUACAAACCACCGGAAAAACGUACUUUGGAUGAGUUGAAGAGUUUGGAUAAGGAAGAUGAAAGCUUGCAGAGGUAUAAACAAGCCCUUCUAGGUGCUGCCGUUUCAACCAUCAAUGCUCCAUUUCCAGAUAAUCCUUCAAAUGUUGUCGUUGAAAAGUUUUGCAUACUCGUUGAAGGACAACCUGAUAUUGAAUUCAACUUACGAGGCGACCUCUCCUCUCUUAAAUCCAAGCCAGUUCAAAUUGUGGAAGGCUCCAGUUAUCGCAUCCAAGUGAUAUAUUAUGUGCAGCGUGAUAUUGUCUGCGGGCUUCGUUUCAAACAGUGGACAAAUAGAGGUCCUCUUCGAGUUUCUUUUCCUAAUAUCUAA
Molecule: messenger RNA, 491 nt
Organism: Trichobilharzia szidati
Lineage: Eukaryota; Metazoa; Platyhelminthes; Trematoda; Strigeidida; Schistosomatidae
Source: the annotation of a GenBank genome assembly